Messenger RNA from Acanthopagrus latus (yellowfin seabream), 2345 nucleotides. Its product is annotated as fibulin-7-like. Bases 1 to 1344 code for a protein of 447 amino acids. NCBI's taxonomy places the organism in Eukaryota, Metazoa, Chordata, Actinopteri, Spariformes, Sparidae. The record is from RefSeq and is a predicted model, not a curated record. Gene Ontology annotation, molecular function: calcium ion binding. The transcript has 7 exons.
AUGACCAGCAGCAGUCUGUCCUCUAACGUCUCCUCGUCUCCUCCACAGGAGUGUCCCUCCACCCACGACCUGGUGAACUCGCUGCGUCAGGUGGAGAAGAUGUUGGCGGUCCACGAGGCGUCGUACCAGCAGGGCCUGCGCUCCCUCAGGAAGAAGAUCAGCGCUCUGCACAACAGCACCAUGGCCAUCUUCAAGACCGGCGGCAGAUUCAGUGAUGGAGAUCGCAGCACAUUAAACACUGAGGGUUUAAUCCUUCACGUUCGGGAGGUAAAUGUCUGUCUGCUCGCAGCAUCCUGCACCAAACCAGAACCGCCCGCUCACGGCCGCCGACUGGGCCGAGUGUUUGGCAUCGGACACGAGGUCCACUUCCUGUGCAAGCCUGGCUACGAGCUGAUUGGCCCGCGGACCCGAGUGUGUCUGGAGUCUCUGAGGUGGAGCGGCCAGCAGCCAAUGUGCCGACGCCUCAACACCGGCAACUCCUUGGCCUCCUUCUCUCCUGCAGCUCCGUCCUCCUCCUUCCCUGCCUCUGCUGCUCUGUCAGCAUCCUCCUCCUCCUCUUCACCUUCUCCCCUCUCCUCCUUAUCGCCCACGACUUCCUCCCCGUCCUCCUCCGUCCGUCCGUCUCACUGCACUCACUUCCUGGGCUCCACCCGCUGCACCUGCGACGUGGGUUUCACCAUAUCAGGCCGUGACAACAACAUCUGCACAGAUAUCGACGAGUGCCGUCUGUUCCCUCUGGGUCAGCCGGGUCGGCUCUGCGUCCAUCAGUGUGUCAACACUCCUGGCAGCUUCCACUGCUUCUGUCCAGCCGGCUACGACCUCGCCAGAGAUGGCCGCAGCUGCACAGACAUCGACGAGUGUGAAAACCGGAUGCACAACUGCACGGCAGAGCAGCUGUGUGUCAACACCUUCGGAGGGUUCCAGUGUGUGACGGUGGAGUGUCCUCACAUGAGGAACGCCACGUACAUCAAGACGUCGCCGAUGCGCUGUGAGAGGAACCCGUGCAUGCUGGGAGAUAAAGGCUGCACUCAGGCUCCGAGCUCCAUCUCCUUCCACUUCCUGGCGGUGGUGUCCAACAUGUCAGCACCUCGCGUCCUGUUCCGGGUGUCCGCGGCCCGCGUGCUGGGUGACACGCUGCGGUUCGGCCUGGCCGGCGGCCGUGGGCGGGGCCACUUCAGCGUGCAGCGGUCCGGGCGGCAGACGGGGACCCUCCUCCUGGUGACGCCCAUCAAGGGUCCCGCCGCUCUGGAGGCCGAGGUGGAGAUGAGCGAGCUGGAGCACAACUCCCUGCUGGGGCGCUACCUCACCAAGGUCACGCUGUUCGUGUCUCCGUAUGAGUUCUAGAGGGACGAGCGAUGAGCGCCGGGUUCAUCAGGGUCCAACUGGGUCUGGUACCAUUUUUAUAGUCAGUUAAACUAGUGGAGAACUUUUACAGUCCAACUGAAAUCUCAAUUGUCCUUUACAGAAGUCAAAAAUCAUGUCAGAGUGAUUACUGAAUAUAUUGUUGAUGUUUCUGGGUAAUUUUAUGGCCAAAUUGCUGCUGAGCAGCUUCCAGAGGACCGACCGGGGGUCCAGAUCCAAGGCAACAUCUUUGGGGUGUAAACUAAGACGUCCAUGUUUGUAGAUACGUUAGCCAGCGAAAAGAAGACAUGUUCAGUCUCCUAAUGAAAUAACAUGCACUGAAACUGCAGCAGGACUUAGUGUUGAUUGUGGAGCCACAAGAUAAAAUCUGAUUUUUGUAUUGAACACAAUAUCAACACGUCAAAUUCUCAGAACAUUAGUCACACCAGCAUUCUUUCAUCUACGAGGGGAUUUAACCCGAGCUGUGACUUGUGACGUGAUGAUGAAAGUGAGAAUCUUUCCGAGGUUGAGGAGAAGGAGGGACGUCAAACCACUGAGUGUUUCUGACUCGCCGCAUCUGUUGAGCUUCUUCUGUUUGACUGUAACUCUGUUUAUAAUCUGUGUUCAUGUAGACGAUGUGCGAGUUAAACCCAACAGAAGAUUUUCACAAUCACAGAAGAAUCAAACGAUAAAGAGUUGGUUCUGUCGGUCAGGACGACCGGCAGCUGUGUGGGCUGUAAAAGAUUUUUUUUAGUAACUAAAUGAAUAAUUUGUGGCUCUGAUGCAUCAUCGUGACAGUCCAGUCGCAGGAAGUCGCUCAAACAUUUAAAACUAUUUGUUCUUCUGCAGCAGAUUAAAACGUUUUUAAUCCAGAUUUUGUUGUGAGGAUUCUGUAAAUGUUGUUGAGGAUGUAAAAAGAUCACGAGGGAUUUAUCUUUGAGAAACAGUCGCUCGCUCUGUCAGAUGAACUUAUAAUAAAGCUGUGGCAGGAUGUUUGCUGUCUG